AUGGAUUGUGGGAAUCUUCUGGAAAGCUCUACACUCAGACAAGAUCUGGAGGAGUAUGAGCAACUGCACAAAGCUGCAAAGAGACCCAGGGUGCAGGAGCAUCUCUUGAAGGAAAUAGACAGAGUCAGAAGAGAAGUCCUGUCCCUGGAGAGCAAGAAGGCGAACAAACCAGCCGUUGAGGGUUUUGAUCAGACCAAACAAUAUAUGGAGCUCUAUCUGUCCCUGGACAAUCUCAGUGAAAUCAGUGAUGGAGACAUUGAAGCUAACUUCACAAACAGAUCUGUUACAGUGAAGGUUCACUAUCCCAACAAAAUUUGCCAACUGCAGAUAGCACGACUAUGUGAAGACAUUGUUCCAGAAGAUUCUUACUGUAAGAAAAAGUCCAAGCAUGUGGUGGUGUAUCUGAAGAAAACUGAAGUAGGGAAGACAUGGGCAACGCUCACAGAACGAGAGAAGAAGGCGAAAGAGAAAAAAGACAU
Messenger RNA from Candidula unifasciata, 479 nucleotides. Lineage: Eukaryota; Metazoa; Mollusca; Gastropoda; Stylommatophora; Geomitridae. The record is from the annotation of a GenBank genome assembly.